Molecule: messenger RNA, 6444 nt
Organism: Epinephelus moara (kelp grouper)
Lineage: Eukaryota; Metazoa; Chordata; Actinopteri; Perciformes; Serranidae
Product: NACHT and WD repeat domain-containing protein 2
Exons: 10
Coding region: 249-5315 (1688 amino acids)
Molecular function (GO): protein binding
Source: RefSeq, a predicted model, not a curated record
CUGUGCGUCUGUAUGGGUUUUUAAAUGCAUGUGUUUGUGUGUUUUGGAUAGACGCUCCAGUCCCUAGAAGUGGGUGUGCUCAUGAUAACACGCUCUAUAAACACCCGAGGCCAGAGUUUCCUGAGUGGAGCGACAGGGAAAAGAGAAAGAGCAGCAAAGCAGCCACUCUGAACUUCUUAUUUGGGUCACUGAACAUGUUCAUGCCCAAUUUUUUCCUCCCUUGUUUUGCUUUAUUUUAGCAGUUAAGCAUGCGCUCCAGAAGAAAACACGGCUCGUCUUUGAAUUCCACCUGUGUGAAACUCUACCUGUGCUCCAACCCAGAGGAUAGUGUGGUGGAGCGCAGAGCUCUGAGAGAGAGUGUGUUCCCUAAACUCAGAGAGCACUGCAGACACACACUGGGACUGGAUGUCAGGGUGAUCGACCCAUUUGAGUCCAGUGAUCCCAGUCGUUGGCCUGAUGAAAACACCAGACAGCAGCUGAUUAAAGAAUGCAGAAAGAGCUCCGCGGGACCUUUUUUACUGGCCCUGGUGGGACAUCAGUAUGGUAAGGCCUGCCUGCCCGCCCAGGUGGAGGUGUCAGAGUACCAGCUGCUGCUGCGGGAGGGCCAGCGGGCGGGUGUCAGCACCCAGGAGCUGGAGAGAGUGUACCAGAGGGAUGAGAACACCAUCCCUCCCUCCUACUGCCUGAGACGUCCACAUGGAAACACCUGCUGUCCUCAGCAGGAAGAUGUUAAGGAGGAAGAGGAGAUGAUGAUGAAGGCUAAAACAGAAGAGCUGAGGAGUGUGUUUCAGACCACUGUGAGUCUGUGUGUCCACAACGGUCUGAUGAGCCCAGAGAGAGCGCAGAGCUUCUGCAGAUCAGCCCUCGACGCAGAUCUGCGAUUCGCUCUGGACAGCCGUCCUGGUAGUGACGUCAUCAGACGCUGCCUCGUUUACGUCCACAAGGUCAUCAACGCAACAGGCGAGAGAGAGAUGAUGAAGGCACAACUUCAGCCACAGCCGGAGGCUGCUACCGUCGACCUGAUGACAACACCCACCCAUGGACAAUUAUACUCAGAGCUUUGUGACAACUUCCUCCCUGGUCUCAUCACAUCCUCCCAGCUUCUAGUCUACACCACUGCCACAGAGUGUGACCCUCGCCAUGGUUACACCACAGCCAGGAGGCGGGGCUAUGCUGACGCUCUGUGCCAGCAGGUGUGCUCUGACCUUGUGGGGAUGAUUGACAGCUUGAGCAUUUCAGCAAAGAGAGAAGACUCCCAGCUCAGCGAUGCUUCGGCCAGAGAGCAGGCCGAGCAGGAGGAGCUAUGUGACGUCCUGUCUCGAUUUUAUGACAUCAUACGGCCAGAGGAGGAAGAGGUCAGAGCCUACGUGGAGCAGAGCGAACAACAGUGCCCUCUGGUGGUGAAAGGAGGACCAUGCACAGGGAAGACAGUUCUGCUGGCACACUGUGCUCAACAGAUAAAGUCUUGGCUUCCCGACUGUGAUCCUGUUGUGAUCACUUAUUUUUGCAACCAGUCCAUCAACCCGUCCCCAACACACCUUUUGUCCAGCCUGUGUUAUCAAAUUGGCCGUGGAUAUAACAGCAGAUCGUCCUCUGAGCAGAGUCCCGAUGACCUGGACGGCCCCGGCUGUAUCACUAACGUCAGAGACUGCAAUCCCAACUGUAACCCGACAUCCAUCAUGUGUCUGUCUGAGCUUAAAGAUCGUCUCUUGUCCCUCCUCUCCUCCAUGCCCUCCAACAAACACCCUCUAGUUCUCAUCCUCGGUGGCCUGCAUCACAUCAAAAAGGACUUUGCACCCCACAUCAUGGAGAGCCUCCCGUCCCCCCUUCCUCCCAGCGUCAAACUCAUCCUCACAGUCUCCCCCAACCGAACACAAAUCCUGCAAGGCAUCAGCCCACAGAGAAGUCCACCUCAGUGUGUGUCCGAGGGCAGUGAGAAGGAGUUAGGAUACGUGUGUGUUCAGCUGGGAUUGGUGGACAGGAAACAGUGUGUGAAGUUGCUGGCAUCACUGCUGAGAAGUUCAGGGCGGAGGGUGACAUCCGGACAGCAGGCGCUGGUGAACCAGGCGUUGACUUCCUGUUAUUUGCCUCUCUACGUUCGACUCCUGCAACUACACACUUCGCUCUGGCACUCUGAUUCAGAUGUGACAGAGUCAUCUCUCCCUGAUGGCGUCCACUCAUCCAUUUCUGCGCUGCUUGACCACCUGGAGCAGAAACACGGCUCCUCUAUCGUGGCUCGUGCCGUCUCCUACCUCACCCUCUCCAGGACAGGGCUCACUGAGGCGGAGCUCGUCGAUCUGCUGUCCUGUGAUAAUAAAGUGCUGACUGAAUGUUAUCAGCAGGAUGAGAGCCCUUCCUCCAAAAUGAGGGUCCCGCAAAUCGACGUGGAGAGACUUCUGCUUGAUUUGAGGCGGUUUCUCAUCAGGAGGACAGUUGCAGGGUCACAUGUUUUGUUCUGGGUGAGCAGGCAUUUCAAGCUGGUGGUGGCUAAGAGGUAUUUAGGCUCUCAUGAGGUGAGGAGGGAGAUACAUUCAGCGAUGGUGGACUAUUUCAGUGGCCGAUGGGCUUGUGGAUGUGCAAAACCACUUCUUGUAAAGCAGAAAUCUGGACCAAACAAGGACACGUCCCAAACAGAAAUGUACAUAGACAGGCAGCCAUCCAGCCAGCCGUUUGUCUUCACCUCUUCCUCUAAAGAGGUUGGUCGCGUGAACUUAAGGAAGGUCUUAGAAUUGCCGCAUCACAUGCAAGAAAGUGACAGAUGGGGGGAGUUGGAGCAGGGGCUGUUAAUGUCUUCGAGGUUUCACCAGGCCAUGGUUCGAGCAGGACUCCUGGGAGAUCUUGUACACAUGUUGGAAAGUGAGGAUGGGUCCUCCCACGACUGUUUGACAAGGGAGAGAGCACUCCUGGCAAGCAUAUUGAAGUCUUGUGCUUGUUUACUGCAGAGCUCGCCCCUGCAGCUGCUCACAGUGAUAGAGACGAGCCUCCUGCCUUAUCUGAAGGUCUUUCCUGUGCUCAAGGGUUAUGUCAGAGAGAUCAGACAGGAGAGGAAAAAAGGAGGAAGCGGAUUAGGAGUAGUGCUUUGCCCUGCAUCCUCCUUUGUUCCCUCCAUUCAGUGCUUGAAUUGUAAUGCCAAAACUAAGGACGUCUCAGUUAGAGAAGCAGCCGGGACAGAGCGUGGGAUUGUAGCAGAGAUCAUGGAUGACGGCGCAGCUUGGAUUUGGCAAGGCUCUGGGUGUGAUGUAGUCAAACUAUCACUGAGCUGCGAGCAGACAGAGCUGAAGUUUGCAGGAGUAAAGAGCAGCAGCCAAUUCAUGCUGCUUUCCACACAAUGCAACAAGCUUUUCUUGUGGGAUGUGACGGACCCAGAGGUGUUCCUGCAGAUUAGGGACCCUUUGAAAACAGAGUUAAGCCAAAAAGUGGAAAACAAAGUUGAGGGGUUUGUUGCGUGUCAGAAAAAGUUAUUCAUAUGGUGGAAAGAUGAGAGUUUUGUAAGUGUGGUUGACGUCUCCAGCGAGUUCUUGACUCAUUUUCAGUGUCAGAGCUGCGUGACCUGUUUGGUUUGCUCAUCUAAUGGCUUGUACAUGUACUGCGGGCAGGAGGACGGCACGGUGUCCAUAUCUGACACCAACACUUGCAGCCUCCUCGGCACCUGUUCAAACUCAAACCACAGUGCGGUUUCAUCAAUAAUCCUGUGUGAAAAUAAGUGGGAAAUGGCAUGUGUUGACAGGACAGGAAGUGUAACUCUGUGGGAUGUGGCAGCCAAAAGAAACCCACCCAGACUUGUCACAGAAAGCUUUCCUGGGGGUACAUCUAACACCAUCCUCAAUGUAGACUACUCUCAUGAAAUCAACACUUUAUUGGUGUGUCAGUCUCACCAGGUUGCACUUUGGGAUAUGUGUGACUGGGAGCUGUGGGACCACUUCUUGGCUCCACAAGGGAAGGCCUUCACCCAGGCUGUGCUCUCCCAGGAUGGCCACCUUUUCUUGGCUUUGUUAGACACUUGCCCCCUCGUCUUGGUGUGGAAGGUCAGCACAGGGGAGUGUGUGUUGUCCUUAGAGACAAACAAGCAGCCUCAGACGCUGCUCAAAAUGGCUUCAGAUGUUGUUUGUGUCGCUCGUGACGGCUGCCUGACAGUGUGGGACUCUGGGAUGAUAGACGCUGCAGGUACAGCUCCAAAAAUGGGGUGUGGAGUGAAAGAAGUGGUGGUUGAUGGAGCAGCUGAAUGGUUCUACACCUCCGAUGGGUCAGAGACGGUGUGGAGAUGGAGAUUAGAAACAGGACUUCCACAUUCUAAAUUCCUACAUGACGGUCCUGUGGUAAAACUGCGCCUUACCCCAGAUAACGUCCACCUUGUGACACUCUCAGCUGGGGACAUAUAUGUGUGGCAGAUAGAAACAGGUCAGAACAUCCUGCGUAUCAGUGGCAGCAGAGCGACAGACAUCCUGAUCACCCCUAACAGUAACUGUGGGGUGAGUAUUUCUGAGCGAGGGGUGUCUCGGGUUUGGAAGCUGGCACAAGGGAGCAUUGUGUGCAACAUACACCCGUAUCUAUCUGACGCCCAGGUGUCUCCUGAGAGCACCUUCCUUAUCGGCCGUCGCCAUGGAGACCUGUUAGCUGCCAGUCUGUGGUCGGGCUCGAUCAGCAAGCGUUUCUCCUGCGCGGAAAGCUCAGAGCAUGUUGUUGCCUUUCAAACGCUUUCAGAGCACCCAAAUUUUGUGGUGGUGUUGACCGCCUCAGGGGCGGUGUACACCUGGAAGAUAGUGGAGGAGACGCUGUGCUGGCACUUCCAGCUGCCUGAUACGUUUCACUGUCAGCCACAAGACUUCCAAAUGUCCUCUGAUGGGAGCUACGCCCUGCUGUCCACUGAUAAUGAAACCAUCAACAUCUUGGACUUAUCCCAGGUCAGACUGUGCUCAUUUAAGGCAGAGGGUCCUGUCAUUAAAACGUGUUUGGCUAAAACUGGAUGCUAUGCUGCCUACGUAUCCCGUCCCACCACCACCCUGGAGAAUAACAGUGUCUGUAAUCUGCACGCGAGGCCCGUCCUCACAGUUGUACGACUCACAGACGGGGAAAGAAUAGGAUGUGUGUCUCUGGCUAAGAAUCCGUUGACUCUGGUUGUGUGUGAGCAACAGUAUGUGUUUGUGGGCUUUGAGGACGGGUCAGUAGGUGUGUAUUCAAUAACAGAUGUCACAAUCAACGGAGAGGAGUCGGUGAGGUGCAGAGAGAAUGUGAACAGUCAGUUGAAGCAAUGCCCCUUUGACAGAGCACCACUCAGCUGGUUACCAUUAGAGACCGCCAAUAUUAGAUGGCCAUAGAGCUGGAGUACGCAAGUUUUUUUUUUCAUCAUUGGGUAAAAAAUCCAAAAUAACCUUGCAGCAUAUUGUAAUUCAAGUGGUUUGAGAGGAAACCCAACUUCAGCACCUCAUCUUGGUUCUGUUUUCUGCCUUAAGAAGAUCAAGCCCAUGACGCGGCUCCAACUAGAAAACAAUGUUUUGAUGCAUUGGAUGUGCUGAAUGUGCAUAUUAAGGCAGUACAGGAGGAGGUGCACAUUAAUAAUCCUCCAGAACUGUAACAUGCUCAUGUUUAACCCAAACAAUGUGUCAUGUGACUGCAGUUGGUUCGGAUCCAGGUCGGAACACGUUCUCUCCACAAACGAAUCACACCAGAGUUCGUUUGUAACCAGACGGGAGACCACCUCUACAAGAAGGUCUCGAUCCGGUUGUUUUGGUGCACACCUGAGUGUGAUUGCUGUGUUCACACCUGCUAAAACAAACCGCACUUAGGGGGCAAACAAACUUGAGUUCAAUAGAAACAAACCAAACAGGGCAGGUGAAAUCAGGGUGGUAGUUGUCAUAGCAUUGCUUCAACAAAACAGCAUUGAUCGACUGGAGUGAUUUAAAUGAAUGACUAGUACUCGCACAGGUUACUGUAUGAAACACAUGCAUAUGGCCAAGCAUGUCUGGUGGUAGGGGCUUAAGUCAGAGAGGGUAGAGGUGCAGGAGGACGGCUGCAAUUUGUUAAUUCUGGCCUUUUUUGCCUUUUCAAGAAAACUGCUCACCCUGCCUUUAAUAUUAUUAUAUGACGUUGUUGAACUGUGUUUUUAAAGUUCAUCUAAAUGGAUGACCAAUGUGAUAGCACACAAAGUAAUUAUAUGCAUAUGUAUAUAUACUGUAUGUUGGUGUAUAAAUAAAAAUGUGUGCAUGUGUCUAUGUUCUAUACUUCUGAGGAAACUGCAUCAUCAUUAGUUUCAGUUUAGGUUGGUCUGAAAUGAUAAUGAUCACACACCUGAUUGCAGAGGAAUCCACCCAGCAUCCAUCUGAGUUUCAUUUCUGUGAAAACAAAACCAACAAAACUCAUCAUUCUGACACGUUUAUUUGUAAUAAUAAAACAAUUUUAUACGAAUGCAUUAUUUAUAUUAUUGUCUCUGUAAUAAAAAAGUAAUGA